AUGAGGAGCGCUUUGGGGCGGCGAGCGUGAGUGACAGGCGGCUGUGCGGUGCAAGUCCGACACCCGAGGAGCGCGCUUUGGUGGCGUCCGCUCAAUGCAACAAGCGCCACUACCGCAGAUAAGCACAAAAGAUGCGCUUUGUGUUCGCGAGUGCAGUUAGGGCAGAUUAAUGCAGUUUGGAAAGUAGGAUCGCUCUGUAGGUUUUCAUUUGCGAAGUUUGUUCAGAAGAAACUCUGAGCUGAACGGAGCAGGCAACAGCUGCUCCCGGAGUUCGUUUCCAUCAACUUUGGCUGUUUUUCAGAGGCUUUGGGAGACACGCUCCAGUCAAACUCUGCGGCUCAAAACGACUGCAGAGUAAAGCGUUUAGCUAUCAAACGGGGACUUCGUCGGAAGAAAAGGACAAAUCGGCCAGGGGUCCGAAGGACAUUGAUGUCAGUCUCCUGGCAGUUCUCCCAAAAGUUUCAGAGUUGAGGAAGCACUUUGAAAACAGUGCCCCACGUGACUUUGAGAUGAACCGCAAGGAGAGGAUGACGCGGCACCUGGAGUGCGCGGAGAGUGACCCCCAACCCGCUGGAUUGGUGGCCGACAGACUGUUAGAGGAGGACAUGCCGCGCUACACCCGCGCCUCUGACCCCUGUGACCCCUGUGGAGUCACAGUUGGACGAUUAAACAAGGAGGGAACCCAGAGCCCAGAGAUGUUGGACCCAGCUGCAGAGAGGCAGUCCAGGGCCCGCUGUCGUGCCGAGGUCCACACUGCUCACAAAGAGUCCGCGUAUGAUCCAGCGGGCCUGGAGUCCAAGGCAGAACGGAUAGCCAGGUAUAAAGCGGAGAGGAGGCGGCAGCUGGCUGAGCGCUACGGCAUUUCACUGGACCAGGAGGCGGACGCAGACUACGCUCCCCGCUAUGUCAGUCACCGCAAGGAGCGUGAUGUGCCAGAGGCUCAAGUAGCCCCAGUGUCCUCGGAACGCCAGCAUGCCAGCGGGAAGGAGCAGGCAGAAGAGGUGAUGGAGAAAAGUCAUAACCAGGCAUACCUGUGCAGCAGUACGAGCCCUGGACUGGGGAAGAUUUUGGCAGAGCCCGGUGUGCACUGGGAGGAGAGCGGUGUCUCCGAGCGCGAGAGACUGAUGAACCUGGAGAAUUACAGGCGGGGACAGGGUGAGGACCUUGGCGACCAGCCGCCUUACAUGGACAUGUCUGCCGCAGCCCAAAGACCCGCCAGGGAUGGUGCCAGUGCACCAAGGGCCUCUCCGCCCUCCCCGAAGCAUGGCGCCUCCCCCGGGGACUUACUCAUCGAGCAGCAUGCACAGGCCGUCCUCAACAGGCAAGGCAUUGACGCGAAACCAAAGAGCGAUUGGUUUCUUCAGACCGAUUUGGAAGGGGACACACAGUCUCUAAUCAACUGGCCAUCCAGAGUUAAAGUUAGAGAGAGGAUGGCGAGGGAGGAAGGUGUAAGGAGAAGCCCGGAGUUGGCGCCGGAUUCAUUCUCCAGGGGGGGAACCCUGGUGCCUCAGAACUCGGCCCUCCUCCGUGAGCUCUUCACCUCCCAAAUCACAUGUGGCCCCAUGACUGGGCCAGGGACGGCGAGGCAGCCCGAGGGCACAGACUGCCAGAGCUAUCUGUCUGUUGAGGGCGUGUCAAAGACCUACAGUGCCAGAAAGGAGGAGGAUCCCAAAUGGGGUUCUGGGGAGCCGGACGGCAUUUGUACUGAAGGGCUUCUGAAGAGCCGGAAGGCGGUAUUGCCCUCGGAGAUCCGGCGCAGGGAGAGAAGCGUGGAGGAUCCUCGCCGGGGCCACCGUGAGGAAGAACCUCGGGCCCGCAGGGCCAGCCAGGACCUGGGUUAUGGCACCCCAGAGGAACACGUGUCCUCGGCACAUGGCUCCAGGGUGCGGCAAGGCCGGGCCCGGGACAGCCGACGGCAAGGCAACAUCCUCGUCUGCCCCCAGAGGGAGCCAGAGGCAUUCAAGGAGAAGCCCAAAACACUGAUUCGUUCUAUAUCUGAUGCACCAGCGUCGUCUUCACGGGUGGCAGUGUUCCAGGGGCCGGAGCCGGGCACGGACGAGGGGUUGGUGUUCCACGGCACUCUAACCAAUGGAGAGCAUGUUGCCUUGGACACCGGGGUCUCCGUGGCACAGCUCCGCCUCUCCUACCUGGAGAGCACUGGUGUCACCAAGAAACCUGAGCUAGAGGCUAAGGUAGAGCUGGGCAGGGGCUUGGCUGGGAGAGCGGAGGGCAGGGGCGCUCGGAGACCCAGGCGCUAUAUCUCCGCUGACGAUGAUAGAAAGGCCUCUGAGAGAUUUAGGACCCAGCCGAUCACGUCCGCAGAGCGCCUGGAGUCCGAUAGGUCCUGUCUGAGUCCUGAGCGACAGAGUACUGAAGUGGAUGACGAGAAGCUUGAUGAGAGAGCGAAGUUGAGUGUGGCAGCCAAGCGCUCCCUCUUCAGGGAGCUUGAAAAGACUGCAGAAGGGGGGGCCCCCAAGCCCCGCUCCCGGAAUGCAGCGAUGGAACGCCGGAUGAGGCGAACGCAGGACCGCUCACGCACCCAGCCCGUCACCACCGAGGAGGUGGUCAUCGCCGCCACUCCCCCCACCCCAGCCACGACUAUCCCCACAGCGGUCACUCGAGUUCCAAUCCCAGCUGUAGUCAGCAGCUCAGAAACACGAUGCAGUUUGCAGGCCUCUUCCCAAAAGACCUCUGCGGCUCCAGAGCAGUCAAAGGAACCCCAACCAGCACCGGGGUCCAAACAGGCCCCUUCGUCUGAGGACGAAUCCCAGGAGCCAGAUUUAUCCACCCUCAGCCUGGCCGAGAAGAUGGCCCUCUUCAACCGGCUGGCCCAGCCUGCCACUAAGGUUACGAGUGCCCGGCCGGACCCUCGGCAGCGCAGGAGCAGCGCCCGCUACCAGACACAGCCCAUCACCCUGGGAGAGGUGCAGCAGGACCUGCUAAGUACAGAUUCCUCUCUGCAAUCCAGUGGCUCUGUAGAACUUCUGGAUGUCUAUUAUGAGACAGCUCAACUUCGGAGUGGUGGUUCCGGCCUCGGACCCCUGACAAAGCCCACGGUCACAGACACCCCCACCCAGGCGGGGGACAUCCAUCUGGUUCAGGAGUCCAGCUGCCACCGGACUCGGGUCGUGGCUUCUGGCCCGUUCCCCAGGAGUCCUCAGGCACCCCACGGUCCAGAGGCAAGGUCUGACAUCCAGGGGGAUACCACCCCCCAGGCCGGGGCAGGUGAGGGCAACGGGAAGAGGAAGCUGCCCUCCCCAGGAGAGGAGGCCCGGCAGCCUCCCCAGCCUCAGCCUCCCCGAGGGUGGGGGGCGGGGCCAGAGGCUCUGGUGCAAGCCUCCACUGACAGGGCAGAGUGCUCGAUUUGGAGCCCGAAGAAAGAAGAGUGUCCUCUCUCCCAGGAGAAAGAGGAGUACCGGGGCACUCUGGGGGAGGCCCAGGCCUCACACGACCUGCACCAAGGGGGAGGCGGCUUUGCCCCCGGGACAAACAGCUCAGUCUCCGCCUCUCUGUCAGAGCCCAGCACAGCCGUGAGAGCCCCAGCAGUGCCGGUGUGGAGACGCGUGCCCCGCAACAGCAUCGGCAACUCUCAAGAGCCCCUGACUGCCAAGGAGAGCCACCCUGAGGCUGUGGGGGACUCCUAUGAAACCAUGACCACUAAACAGAUGUCUAUCAAGGAGAGGCUGGCCCUGCUUAAAAAGAGUGGCGAGGAGGACUGGAAGAACCGAAUCAACAAGAAGCAGGAUGUGGCGAUGGCAGCCAUGGCAGAGAGGCCCACGUACGUCUGGGAGACGGAGCCAGGCUUCAAGAAAACGGAGGAGGGCUUGAUAGCUGAUGACUUGCUGGUUUCUGAGCAGCUCUGGGAACCUGUCUAUGCUUCCACUUAUGCACCACCGAUCAGCUCUGCCCCCACCUUGCAGUAUAUCGAUCUUCAGCAGGUCAAAGCACCCAGUGUUGGGGAGUCUGGCCCUCUGCAGAUGGAUGAGCGGCACCCAUGGAGGUGGAAGAGGAUGGGACAGGAGGUUGAAGUUCCGCGCACUGAACCGCACAUGACCAUAGAGGAAAGAAAGCAACUGAUGACGGCACGAGAGGAGGCGUGGAAGACGAAGGGCAAGGGUGUGGCCAACGACUCCACCCAGUUCACCGUGGCAGCACGUAUGGUCAAGAAAGGUCUUGCAGCACCCUCUGCCAUCAGCCCCACGCAGUCUCCAAUUUCCAUGAAAAACAAGAGUACCACACCAGCCAUCUCCAAGCCCCAGGAAGAAAUUGAGGCCAGACCUGGAAUGAACUUAGAAUCUGACAAAAAACUUGACAAACUUGAAUCAUUCUUGGGGAGGCUCAACAACAAAUUGGGAGGGCUUCAGGAGCCCACAGUAUCUGUAACGGAGAAGUCCAUCAAAGAGGUGAUGAAGCUGGAUGACGAGAUCUUUUCAAAGUUCUACAGUCAUGUAGAAGAUCUCUCUCGCACGUCAGACCUCGUUGAUAUUGAUGACGACUUUGAUGCCAUAUUUGGUCCCCAGGUUCCAAAGCUGACCUCGGCCAUGGUAGAGCACAAGCGGGCUGUACGACCUGUCCGCAACGUUCAGGCAUCUCGGAACCCUCUGAAGAUCCUGGCAGCACGCAAGGACAUCCGUCACGAGUACACAGAGCAGCGGCUCAACAUCGGCAUGCUGGAGUCCCAGCGGGUGAAAGCUGAGAAGAUGGGCAAGAACUCUGGGUAUUCUGAGGUGGCACUGGCAGGCCUGGCCAGCAAAGAGAACUUCAGCAGUGUUAGUCUACGUAGCGUCAACUCCUCCGAGCAGACAUCCAACAACAGCGCAGUGCCCUACAAGAAGCUCAUGCUUCUGCAGGUCAAAGGCCGUCGACAUGUCCAGACCAGGCUGGUGGAGCCUCGCGCUUCUUCUCUAAACAGCGGAGACUGCUUCCUCCUCAUCUCUCCCCACCACUGCUUCAUCUGGACUGGGGAGUUUGCAAACGUCAUUGAGAAGGCUAAGGCCAGUGAACUUGCCACAUUUAUCCAGAGCAAACGAGACCUGGGGUGCCGAGCUGUUUGCAUUCACACCAUCGAGGAGGGAAUUAACACUCACACACAUGCAUCCAAAGAGUUCUGGAAGAUUCUGGGUGGGCAAGCCAGCUACCAGGCUGCCGGGUCACCUGAAGAGGACGAGCUGUACGAGAGCGCCAUCGUAGAGACUAACUGCAUCUACCGCCUAUUCGACGACAAGUUGGUCCCAGAUGAUGACUUCUGGGGGAAGGUUCCUCGGUGCUCUCUGCUGGACUCUAAAGAGGUGCUCGUGUUCGACUUUGGAAGUGAGGUGUAUGUGUGGCACGGUAAGGAGGUCACACUGGCACAAAGGAAGGUGGCCUUCCAGUUGGCCAAGCACCUAUGGAAUGGUACCUUUGAUUACACCAACUGCGACAUCAACCCCCUCGACCCAGGGGAGUGUAACUCCCUCAUUCCCAGGAAAGGACAGGGUCGCCCUGAUUGGGCGAUCUUUGGCAGGCUCACAGAACACAACGAGACCACCCUGUUCAAGGAGAAGUUCCUGGACUGGAUGGACUCGAAAAAACAGCCAGCCAAGAACGGCAUUGAGAAGCCCAGUGAUGAGAAGUCCCUUGAGCUCCUGGGCUCUGACCAUCAGCCGUACGACGCCGCGCUUAUGCUGCCCCAGUUACGGACGCCCGUGACGAUGCUGCUGGAGGGCGUGGAUGUGGGCCGGGGCUACGGUUCGGUGGAGGGGGAUGACCAGCGGCGAUUCGAGCUCAGCACGCUGGCCGUGGACGUGUGGCACAUACUGGAGUUCGAUUACAGCCGACUGCCCCGGCAGAGUAUCGGACAGUUCCACGAGGGAGACACGUACGUCGUCAAGUGGCGGUACAUGGUGAGCGCGACAGUUGGGAAGAGGCAGAACCCUGAGCAGGGGCGUGUGGCGGCAGCCGGGAAGGAGAGGUGCUGCUACUUCUUCUGGCAGGGCCGGCACUCCACGGUGAGCGAGAAGGGAACAUCGGCACUGAUGACCGUGGAGCUGGACCAGGAACACGGGGCGCAGGUCCAGGUACAGCAGGGUAAAGAGCCCCCCUGCUUCCUGCAGUGCUUCAGCGGAGGAAUGAUAGUGCAUUCAGGAAAGAGGGAGGAAGAAGAGGAGAACGUGCAGAAUGAGUGGCGGCUGUACUGUGUACGCGGUGAGGUUCCAGUGGAGGGCCACCUGCUGGAGGUGGCGUGUCACUGCAGCAGCCUGCGUUCCCGUACAUCCAUGAUCCUGCUUAACGUGGGAAAGGCCGUCAUCUACCUGUGGCAUGGCUGUAAGGCCCAGCAGCACAUGCGUGAUGUGGGCCGUACUGCCGCCAACCAGAUCAAGGAGCAAUGCCCCCUGGAGACAGGCCUGCACAACAGCAGCAAAGUGACCAUCCACGAGUGUGAUGAGGGGGCGGAGCCCCCAGGCUUCUGGGAGGCUGUGGGCAGAAGGGACCGGAAGGCCUACGACUGCAUGCUGCAAGAUCCGGGGAAGUUCAACUUCACGUCGCGGCUCUUCCAGCUAAGCAGCUCAUCGGGGGAGUUCACAGCCACAGAGUUCUUCUACCCCGCCAGAAGCGCUGAGCUGGUCCACUCUCUGCCCUUCCUGCAGGAGGACCUGUACUCAGCUAGCCAGCCAGCCCUGUUCCUCGUGGACAAUCAUCACGAGGUGUACCUGUGGCAGGGCUGGUGGCCGCAGGAUGCUGAGGCCACGGGCUCUGCCCGCAUCCGCUGGGACGCAGAUAGGAAGUGUGCCAUGGAGACCGUGCUGCGGUAUUGCAAAGAGAAAAAUGAGAAGAAGCCCCCCAAGGCGUAUCUGAUCCACGCUGGUCUGGAACCCCUUACCUUCACAAAUAUGUUCCCCAGCUGGGAGCACCGAGAGGAUAUUGCUGAGAUCACAGAACGGGAAGCCGAGGUGUGCCAACAAAUCAUCCUAGUACAGGACGUGCUUUCCCGGCUCUGCAAGGACAGCUACCCACUGACCGAACUACAGGCACGCCCCCUUCCAGAAGGUGUAGACCCUCUUCACCUGGAGCUGUACCUGUCGGACGAGGACUUUGAGGGCAUAGGGGCUUCUGGGAAGAAAGCUCUGGAGAUGACGAGGGAGGCCUUUGAGGCACUGCCAGGCUGGAAGCAGGUGAAGCUGAAGAAAGCCAAGGGACUGUUUUAGGCCAUCCUGGCCUCCCAGCACCCCGACUGUCGCUGGGGUUACUCUUGGACCCUAUCUGCCACUAAGAUCACUUUAACCCCUUCCUGCCAAAGCCCUGAUUGGAUGGCUCAGAGGCAGACCCUCCUGAGUGGCUCAUGGCGUGAGGUGGGGAGGGAAAACCAAUUGGGAAUGUCCAUCUCCAGAGGUGUGUCAGCUUCCUGCAGCUUCCUUGUCGUGUUCUGUUUUUAUUUUUAAUUUUUUUUUUUCCUCCUCUUCUGGUUUAGUGAAAGAACCCUAAUGCUGAUACUGGACUCGGCAUAUUUUUAUUGUUUUUUUUUUUUUUUGAUUAUAUAUAUAUAUAUAAAAAAUAUAUAAAAUGCGUAGUACCUCAUGCACUUAAGUACCAGCCGCACCGUGUGCUGUUUGCCUCUCCGAGAAACGUCUCUAAGGUUAAUUUUUUUUGUGUGAUUGAUCGUGGUUUUCACCAUAGAAAAGCAGAAGGAAGUGUUUUGGUGUUCAACAUGUGGAAGGAUGCUGCCCCCUGUUGGAGUAUUUGUGCAACUUGCGUCAUGUCCCGCUUCCUGCAGUAUGACUUGUCCUUGGCUCUCUUUGUGUCACGCCAACCCCUCCCCCCCAACCCCUGGCCGCACCCCUUUAACCUCUCGGAUGCUGAAGUCAAAGAAUUUUGUAUUAAUGGCAUGGGCUUACUGGAGGAGGCUGGGGUUGGGGGAACAAGUGUUUCUAUAUGAAUUCUAUAAUGUACAGUGCCUUGCUUUUGUGUACAGUUUAUAUACAAAAGGAUAUUAGUCUAAAUUUUGAAGACUUUCUUUGUGAUAAAGGAAAUGGUGAAAAAAUAAACGCUGAAUAUUGCGAAA
Messenger RNA from Brienomyrus brachyistius, 8038 nucleotides. It is a transcript of the gene svila, whose product is annotated as supervillin a. Lineage: Eukaryota; Metazoa; Chordata; Actinopteri; Osteoglossiformes; Mormyridae. Gene Ontology annotation, cellular component: cytoplasm; actin cytoskeleton. The coding region runs from base 510 to 7184 and encodes 2224 amino acids. The transcript is spliced from 43 exons. Gene Ontology annotation, biological process: barbed-end actin filament capping; cytoskeleton organization; actin polymerization or depolymerization. Gene Ontology annotation, molecular function: actin filament binding; phosphatidylinositol-4,5-bisphosphate binding. The record is from RefSeq and is a predicted model, not a curated record.